AUGGAAUCCGUGGUUUCGGAGCUAGAAGGAACUCUUUUAAGGAACGAAGAUUCUUUCUCCUACUUCAUGCUAGUAGCUUUUGAAGCCUCCGGGUUAAUUCGAUUUACAUUGUUGUUAUUAUUUUGGCCAGUUAUCAAGUUACUCGAAAUAUGUGGUAAGCCGGAUAUUGGCCUAAAAUUGGCUAUCUUUUUUGCCACUGCUGGAGUUCGUAUAUCGGAAAUUGAAUCGGUUGCAAGGGCAGUUUUGCCUAAGUUUUAUUUUGAUGAUAUUGAUUUGGAGGCAUGGAGGGUGUUUAACUUGGGUGAAAAAAGAGUGGUUGUGACUAAAAUGCCUAGAGUUAUGGUUGAGCAGUUUGUGAAAGAUCAUUUGCGUGCUGAUGAAGUUAUUGGGACCGAGCUUGUGGUGAGCCGGUUUGGGUUUGCCACGGGCUUGGUUCGUGAUAAUGGGUUCGGAUUAUCGGUUUCUGAUCGUGUUGCAGCCAUGUUUAAAGAUCACCAACCCAGCCUAGGCCUUGCUAGGUGCUAUUCAGAUACAUCUUUCUUGUCUUUGUGCAAGGAACAAGUAAAUGCACCAUACAAAGUCGAAAACCAUAACCAAAGACCACGGCAGGUCGACAUCCGGCCAGUCCCGGUAAUCUUCCACGACGGCCGACUCGUGAAACGGCCGACGCCAUCCACGGCGCUUCUCAUCAUCCUAUGGAUCCCAAUCGGUAUCAUCCUCGCAAUCAUUCGCAUGGUAGUCGGUGUCAUAGUCCCUAUGUGGGCCAUUCCAUAUAUGUCAGUCAUAUUCGGAGCACGAGUUAUAGUAAAAGGAGUCCCUCCACCACCACCAUCAGGAUCCAAUUCCGGUGUCCUUUUCGUAUGCACCCACCGUACUUUACUCGACCCCGUGGUACUAUCAACCGUUCUCCAGCGCAGCAUUCCAGCUGUCACUUAUUCCUUAUCAAGACUUUCAGAAAUCUUAUCCCCAAUCCCGACUGUUAGACUAACCAGGAUCCGCCACGUAGACGCUGAAAAAAUCAAAAAAGAAUUAUCUAAAGGUGAUUUAGUUGUAUGCCCCGAAGGCACAACUUGUAGGGAACCCUUUUUACUUCGUUUUAGCGCACUUUUCGCCGAAUUAACAGACAGGAUUGUACCCGUUGCAAUGAACUACCGGGUCGGGUUCUUUCAUGCAACUACUGCCAGGGGAUGGAAGGCGUUAGACCCGAUUUUCUUUUUCAUGAACCCUAGACCGGUUUAUGAGGUUACAUUUUUGAACCAGUUGCCGGUUGAAGCUACUUGUUCAUCAGGAAAAAGCCCGCAUGAUGUCGCGAAUUACGUACAAAGAAUCCUGGCUGCGACGCUAGGAUUCGAGUGUACGAAUUUUACAAGGAAAGAUAAGUAUAGAGUGUUGGCUGGAAAUGAUGGAACGGUGUCGUAUACAACCGUGAUGGACCGGGUUCAGAAGAUGAGCAAGACAUUAAAGAAGGUUGUGGGAACGGUUAAACCAUUUAUCUUUUUUAAUUAGUAAUUAAUUGUGAUUUCAUAUGGUUAAUAAUUGUUUGUUUUUUGGUUUAUACAUAUAUGUAUGUAUGUAAUCAAUUUUUUCUUUGU
This is a messenger RNA of Erigeron canadensis, 1592 nucleotides long. Its product is annotated as glycerol-3-phosphate acyltransferase 5-like. Lineage: Eukaryota; Viridiplantae; Streptophyta; Magnoliopsida; Asterales; Asteraceae. The coding region runs from base 1 to 1506 and encodes 501 amino acids. Gene Ontology annotation, cellular component: membrane. The transcript has 2 exons. Gene Ontology annotation, biological process: cutin biosynthetic process. The record is from RefSeq and is a predicted model, not a curated record. Gene Ontology annotation, molecular function: glycerol-3-phosphate 2-O-acyltransferase activity; phosphatase activity.